Messenger RNA from Saprolegnia parasitica CBS 223.65, 1182 nucleotides. RefSeq lists its product as hypothetical. Lineage: Eukaryota; Oomycota; Saprolegniomycetes; Saprolegniales; Saprolegniaceae. Gene Ontology annotation, cellular component: transcription factor TFIIE complex. Gene Ontology annotation, biological process: transcription initiation at RNA polymerase II promoter. The transcript is spliced from 3 exons. The record is from RefSeq and is a predicted model, not a curated record. The coding region runs from base 1 to 1182 and encodes 393 amino acids.
AUGUGGAAGAACCUGGCGUACGGGCAGCCGACGGUCUCGGCGCCGGUCGCCGCACCCGUGACGGUGGCGGGCACGGACGUCCCGACCGCAGACGUCCCGACGACGGUUGUUGGGCGGCUCCACAACAUCCUCACGUACCUCAACUCGAUCAAGGACCACCAGCCCGUGACGAUCCAAGACAUCUACCAGCACACGGGCAUCGACCUCACGAUCGACGAGGUCGCGGACCGGCUGCGCAACAACCCAAAGGUCCGCGUGGCCAACGACACGUUUGCGUACAAGGCCAAGUACGACAUCAAGGACAAGGACCAGCUCCAGCACGUCCUCAAGCGCGUCAACGAAGGCAUUCCGUCGUCGGACCUCAAGGACUGCUACAACGGCGUCGAGGACGACCUCCGCGAGCUCUCGCGCGCCGGCCACAUCAUCUGCAUCAAGAACACGGAGACAGGCACCGAAGUCUACUACGCGCGUGGCUUUUCCUUCUUUACGCAGGUCGGCGCGCUCGCGACCGUCGAGGGCGGCAGCUACGUCACGACCGUCAACCACGAUGUCACGCCCGAGCUUCGCCGCGGCGACGCCAUCCGCGUCGGCGACCACUGGUUCCGCGUCUCGAACGCCGAGAAGAAGGGUCCGAUGGGCAACCCGCCGCAGCCGUUUACGUCGAUCCACCCCACGGUGCAGAACAAGAGCGUCUCGUCCAUGGUGGACCUCAACCUCACGAGCAAGAAGACCAAGUACAUGCUCCCAUUCGAUGCGCAUCACUUGCCGUUGGACAUGCCCUUUCCCGACCACCGCCAUGGCCACAUGCACCACCCGAAAUGGGACGUGGCGCCUAAGUUUGGCAAGGGCGCGGGCACGGUCGCGCUCCUCAAGCACGGGUGCACGAACGACAUUCGCGAUCUGUGGCGUGACACGCUCCGCGACUGGCCCACCGACCGCGCGGCCUUGGAGCGCAAGCUCGUCCAGAGCGGCCUCACGACGCAGGCCAACAUUGACGCGAACCGGGCCAAGCGCAAGCUGCACAUCAAGAGCAAGGCCAAGGUCGCGCGCGUCAAGAAGCAACGCGACAUCAAGAUCACCAACACGCAUUUGAUUGGCACGGAGCUCGGCCAGGUGCUGGCCAAAGGCAGCGAGGGCUCCAACGACUUCACGCUCGGCGCCGUCAAGUUUGAGCGCCAGUAA